Molecule: messenger RNA, 3328 nt
Organism: Nerophis ophidion (straightnose pipefish)
Lineage: Eukaryota; Metazoa; Chordata; Actinopteri; Syngnathiformes; Syngnathidae
Gene: nmnat2
Product: nicotinamide nucleotide adenylyltransferase 2
Exons: 11
Coding region: 135-1058 (307 amino acids)
Biological process (GO): NAD+ biosynthetic process
Cellular component (GO): Golgi apparatus
Molecular function (GO): nicotinate-nucleotide adenylyltransferase activity; nicotinamide-nucleotide adenylyltransferase activity
Source: RefSeq, a predicted model, not a curated record
ACGUCACUUCCUCAAGCAUCCUGCCGCAGACAUCGGCCUCGCCUCUCUCUGCUCGCUUGCUGCUCCAAACAAGCUGAUCAGCUCCAGGACAAGGUCCAAGACCAAGACCGGACCGGUAAAGCCGUCGAGCAGUCAUGCCAGAAACGACCAAAAGUCACGUGAUCCUGCUGUCCUGCGGCAGCUUCAAUCCCAUCACCAAAGGACACAUCCAUAUGUUUGAGAAAGCGAGAGACUAUCUGCACAAAACAGGACGUUUCAUCGUGAUCGGAGGGAUCAUUUCACCGGUGCACGAUUCCUAUGGCAAACCAGGUCUGGUGUCCAGCAGGCAUCGCUUGACCAUGUGUCAGCUGGCUGUGCAGUCGUCUGAUUGGAUCCGGGUGGACCCGUGGGAGUGUUACCAGGACACCUGGCAGACCACCUGUAGCGUGCUGGAGCACCACCGUGACCUCAUGAAGAGAGUGACCGGCUGUAUCUUGUCUAACGUCAACACGCCGUCUUCCACUCCCGUCGUUGGGCAGCCACAAAACCAGGCUCCGCCUAUUUACCUGAACCACAACAACAUGAAGCAUACAACCACUUCCGUUAAAGUUUGGGGUAAGCUGAGUGAGAGUCUGGGGAAAGUUUGCUGCGUGCGUCCUCACCUGGAUCGAUUCACCUUCGUGGAUGAAAACGCCAACUUGGGGCCAGCCAUGACCUACGAGGAGAUCGAGUUGCGUAUCUUGCUCCUGUGUGGAAGUGAUCUUCUGGAAUCAUUCUGCAUCCCUGGCCUGUGGAAGGACAGUGAUAUGGAGGUGAUCGUGGGCGAUUUUGGCAUAGUAGUGGUUCCUCGUGACGGCGUUGACACGGAGAGGAUCAUGAACCAUUCGUCGGUUCUCCGCAAGCACAAGGACAACAUCAUUGUGGUGAAGGACGCCACCAACCAUCCCAUGGCCAUUGUCAGCUCCACCAAGAGCAGACUGGCCCUGCAGCACGGCGACGGCCAUGUUGUGGACUACCUGAACCAGCCGGUCAUCGACUACAUCCUGCAGACUCAGCUGUACAUCAAGGCCUCGGGAUAAAGGACCACCUUUAGGUUGUGUGACUUUGCCAUCAUGGCGGGGGUUGGUCACCCAACUUCCUGUUAUUCAUCAAGUCAGUGGAUGCAUGCAACACGCUCGCCAAUGUGACAGCAGUAUCCUCCGCCCACGUUUGUGUUGACGUUACAGUCCCUCCAGGAUUUCUUGAUGUUGCGAUUGUGACAAUUCACGCCAAUUAAACCAAUCCCUCGCAACUUUGUCCAAUCCCCGUACUUUAACGGGGCAUUUCGGCAAAUCCUCGUUAAUCCUGCCAAGCAGAUUUGUCCCAACAGCACUCAAAGGCAACGCGAUUCUGUAACCAAUCAAAUGCGCCGCCCAGACUUCUUCACUUCCAUGUUUACAUGACACAUGUGGUCGUGCGAUGAUAAUCUCUCAUUGACACUCAGUCACUAACCCAAAAUCACAGCCGAUGUUCCCAACAAAGUGGCGGGUAAACUAUACGCAACGUGUUGGAACCAAAAUACAAUUUACGAUCAUUUUUCAAGCGUAAAACCUGCACAAAUGUGCACGUGAACAUUUGCAGCUUUUGUAUGACAGGGCAAACAAAGAGACAAUUAAAACAACUUUUACAAACUUUCAUGUACCGUAUUUUUCGGAGUAUAAGUCGCUCCGGAGUAUAAGUCGCACCUGCCAAAAAUGCAUAAUAAAGAAGAAAAAAAACAUAUAUAAGUCGCACUGGAGUAUAAGUCGCAUUUUUGGGGGAAAUUUAUUUGAUAAAACCCAACACCAAGAAUAGACAUUUGAAAGGCAAUUUAAAAUAAAUAAAGAAUAGUGAACAACAGGCUGAAUAAGUGUACGUUAUAUGACGCAUAAAUAACCAACUGAGAAGGUGCCUGGUAUGUUAACAUAACAUAUUAUGGUAAGAGUCAUUCAAACAACUAUAACAUAUAGAACAUGCUAUACGUUUACCAAACAAUCUGUCACUCCUAAUUGCUAAAUCCCAUGAAAUUUUAUACGUCUAGUCUCUUACGUGAAUGAGCUAAAUAAUAUUGUUUGAUAUUUUACGGUAAUGUGUUAAUAAUUUCACACAUAAGUCGCUCCUGAGUAUAAGUCGCACCCCGGGCCAAACUAUGAAAAAAACUGCGACUUAUAGUCCGAAAAAUACGGUAAGUGGAUUGGUGAAAUGUGUAAAUGUGCCAGGAGAUGCAACACAUGGUUGCUUAAGAGAUUUAUAAAAUACACUAAAGAUUUACUUAAUGAAUAAAGAAUAUUUAGAAAAUGACCUUAAUAGGCAUACAGUAUCUCACCCUUCAUUUUUUUUACUACAGUCCAUCCUUGCAAGGGAGAAUAUAUAAGGUUGGAUAUACUUUGGAGUACAUACUGGUAUACAAAAUGUGAUUUCUAUAAGAAUGUCCCUUGAGAGUAGUUGUGUUGUUUACUCGUCUUUGGCCUUGAACUGAAAAAUGUGUAUUGUAUUUUUUUCUCAUGUGAAGGCUGAGAUAGCAUUUUUAGUCAUUUCCUUGCAGGAAUACUUGUGUGCUUUGUUGUGGCAAAUAAUAAAUAAAGCUUAUUAUGCACAUUUUUGUGUGCCAUGUUGGUAAGAUGCUUUCUCAGUCUUUUUUUUUUUUUACCUUUUCUUCAACAAAUGUUCCAAUCAUAAUUACAGGGUGAAAAUGAUCACAAUGUACUGCAACUUUCACCAGAUAAACCUGGCUUUUUUAACCACCAUUUCUGUGAAAAACGGCAAAAUCAGGAAUCUCAAAACAGGCUAGCAAGAUCCUGGGGUACUGCUAAAUUACUGUCAAUGUUCAAGAAUGUUAGUUUAAUGUAAAAAUAUUUUUUAAGAUUUGUUGAAAUCUGUGCUUUUUGGGGUUAGGGUUAAACAAUAAAAACACUGAUAACAAAUUAAUGAAGUAAAAAGCAGGUAUCAUAUAAAAAAAAGAAAAAGACAACUUUUUUAAAAGGCUGCUGGUAAAUCAGGGAUUUAACGCUGAAACAAUCGCAAAAACCUGAGUAAUCCUGGGGAGACUGAUAUUAGCAUAUGUUAGCCUCAUCAUUAAUACAACGCCAGCUAUUUGUUCAGGUGAUGGGCAAGAGACCCCUUCCCCAGUUUAGAGUGGAACAUGAAUCUUUUGAACAAUAAACACUUAAUAUUAUUUUUCACGAGGACACAUUCAGGACAUAGAGUAAUGAAUUAAAGCCCAACUGUGUUUGUUUUCAGUGGUGUGCAUGCUCAGCACUUUUUUGCUUCUGGUUCUGCUGGUUCUUAUUGGGGUAUGAAUCUUUGUAGACCAAUAAAAUAUGACACUGUC